AUGAAAUUACGUAUACCUCUCCUAUUACUAUUCCAGCUUGUCUUCAUUAUAGUUGCACAAGUUGCAACUGGGUUAGACCUAAAAAUCAACAAUCAAGAAAUCCCUGAACCAUUACACUAUGUUAAAUCCAAAUUCCGUGAAUAUAUUCCUAUACCUGAAUUACAAGACAAAUUAGAGAUUCCUAUAAUUAAUCCCAUGCAAAAGACCAUACGAGAAUCAUUUAUUCCAGAUAAACCACCUAAACCUAAGAGAUUUGGCAUCAGACUGUUUUUUAGAGGUGAGAAACAUGAAGAUAAAGUGACGAGUAUGAGUGUUAAUGGUGAUACCAAAGAUCCAAAAGCUGGUGUUGACAGUGACGAAGAAGAUGAACCGGAAGAUUCAUUAGACAAAGUAAAGAACAACAUUGAACCAAUCCAUUCACCAAAGUCAUGGGUCAAAGAAUUCCUUAUAUUUAAACAGAGCAAGAAAAUGUCCAUGAUGUCUGUGCAAGAAAAGAACUCCCUACGUACCAGGAUCAAAAACUAUGAUAGCACCGAAAGUAAUCCUUAUGAUUUAAAAAAGUGGGUUCAGUUGGUAUCUCUGGAUAAGUCCGACGAUGAACUGAAUGGUAUAACCAAAAAAUAUUCCAAUCAUAACAAUGGUAUUAAUAACAACAACAACGAGAUUGAAAUUGACAUUGAUGAGUUUAUUAAGUAUUUGGUUAAUGAACAGGGAUUCAAUCCAGCAGAUUUGCAAUUCUUAAAAACCAAGAAUCUAGAUUAUGGAUUAGGAGAGAUUGAAAAAGAGUUGAAUAAAGUUAAGGACCAGAAAAGAAAUCCGAAAGUAAUUAAAAUCGGAGGAGAGGAAGAAAGUUUGGGAAAUAAGAUCAAAGUACAUUCAUAUUUUGUCAUUUUUCUUGUGGUUAUGAUAUUCGGUUAAACUUUAUAUAUUUAAUAAACAUCUCUUGUGUUUUUUUUUUUUUACUCAUCAAGCUUUUCAAGUACUUCAAUGUUUGUAGAUCCCAAUCUCCACAUGAUCAUCAUCAAAGCAGUUCGAUGCGGGGCAAAUUUCCGAGAAGCAAACUCCACAUAGGCAUCAUGAACUGGAUUCCAGUUACGUUUAGAAUCAUUCUUUGCAAAUUUUGCUUUUCUUUUCAACCACACUUGUAUUGCUUCAUCAUCAGCACAUGCCUGCUUAAUCUCUUUCAUCAAAUCUGGUCUUCUUGUUAAGUAUUUUGCCAUCCCUCUAGCAAUACCUAAAUCAUCCUCAGCGAAAACAUCCAUUUCUCCCAAUGUAAAUAUGGAAAACAUUUUAGCACUCCAUACUCCAAUCCCCUUUAAUUUUACCAACUCAUCAACAAUCUCCUCCAAUGAGCUGUUUUCGUAAAAUUCAAGGUGGGUUAAUUUGCAGUUAGGAUCAGCGAAUGCUUGACUUAUACUUUCGACAUAUUUAGCCUUCAUAUUUGACAAACCUGCUGAUCUCAACUGAUCAAAACUGAAUUUUAGAGUUAUCUCGGGAGUGGGCUUCUCCCCAUUAAACAACGCCUUGAACCGGGCCUCAAUAGCACGUGCAGAGGCUCCACUAACUUGUUGAGAAAUCACCGACGCGAUCAACGAAUACCAAUAAUGGCAAAUCACGUCUUUUGGCUUAUCCGAUUCAGUCUUGGAAAACCUAGGGAAGUUGGCAUGAACAAUGGCAGGAUAAAGUGAGCGAUCUACCUGAAGUAUGUGUUCUAUUCCGGAGAUGAACUCAGGUGUAUGAUACGCGACAUAUUCCUCAGGAAGGGCCAAAUCAUCAGGAAUUGAAACAUCCUGGAGAAGAUCUUCUAAAUCAGAUCUUGUCUUAGUAAGUGCUGGCUUCUUUUUGAUAACAGUUUUCUUUUUGACAACAGUCUUCUUGACAAUUACAUUCUUGACCGUAUUGGUGGUUAGAAUUUUAUUAACAGACCCUGGGGUCGUGGACUUAGCUCGGGUAACAGCAACCAUUGUAUAACUUAAACGUGAACAAAAUCUUCUCAAAGGAAUCACUAUGAAAUAAAUUAAUCAAACCUAAUGAUGCUAUUGCAAUAAAAAGAGACGUGUUUUUGUAAUUAGAGCAAAGUCAUAA
Molecule: messenger RNA, 2085 nt
Organism: Spathaspora passalidarum NRRL Y-27907
Lineage: Eukaryota; Fungi; Ascomycota; Pichiomycetes; Serinales; Debaryomycetaceae
Gene: PGA46
Product: Pga46p
Exons: 1
Coding region: 1-918 (305 amino acids)
Source: RefSeq, a predicted model, not a curated record